AUGUCCAAGUCUGGAAAGCUGAGAGAGGAACGGGCAAGAGUUCCAGCUGAGGAUCGGAGAAAGGAACCACAAAGAACUGCAGCUAAGGAUCAGAAGAGGGCAGAAAAGACACAAAAGGCAGAAGCUACGAGGAAAAGAAGGGAGCAGAGGAAGGAGCACGACAGGGAGAACGGUUGCUGCGUGCAGUAG
Messenger RNA from Letharia columbiana, 189 nucleotides. RefSeq lists its product as uncharacterized. Lineage: Eukaryota; Fungi; Ascomycota; Lecanoromycetes; Lecanorales; Parmeliaceae. The transcript has a single exon. The record is from RefSeq and is a predicted model, not a curated record. Bases 1 to 189 code for a protein of 62 amino acids.